AUGAAUUUUUUCAAUAUCAUAUUUUGUCUGCUCUGCUUCAGCUUGAUCUUUCAAACACUGAGCGGAGUAAACAGUAAAUCUAAACAAGUCACAUCCAACAAAACUCCCAAUACUUCGACAACAAGCAAGUGCCACAACGUUCACUUCAACAAUUACUAUUCUGGAUCAGCAAGUAAGGACAUCAAGGUACAUCUUCUCAAAAUAGAGAAUCAACUCGCAGAUUUAGAGAAGAAAAUCGAUGCUUUGACGGAGAACAAAACAACUCUGACAGCUAUGAAAAACUGCGCUGAGCUGUACAAAUCCGGCGAAAGAAUUACAGGAGUUUACACAAUCGAUCCCGAUGGUUUGGGUGCGUUUGAUGUGUUUUGCGACCAAAAAUCUGUAGGUGGGGGGUGGACAGUAUUCCAGAAGAGACUCGAUGGCUCCGUUGAUUUCAACAAUCGCGGCUGGGCGGACUUCAGACGUGGAUUCGGAAACUUAAAUGGUGAGUUUUGGCUCGGACUGGACAAGGUACACCGCCUGACCAAAACAAAGAGUAGACUGCGAGUGGAACUUGAAGACACACAAGGAAAGACAGCUUACGCUGAAUACGAUAUGUUCUCUGUUUCCAGCGAAAGAAAUAAAUACAGACUUGGCCUUGGGAAGUAUACAGGAACUGCUGGGGAUUCUUUGAGCUAUCAUAGGAACAUGGCAUUCUCCACCAAAGAUCGCGACAAUGAUAAAUACUCGGGCAACUGUGCCGCAUACUAUAAAAGUGCUUGGUGGUACAACAACUGUGUUCGUGCCAACUUAAACGGCUACUAUUACCACGGUUCGCACGUCGGGUCUGCCUAUAGCGGUAUCAACUGGAAUACAUGGAAGGGUUAUAGUUACUCCGCUAAGAGAGCUGAAAUGAAGAUCAGGCCCGUGGACUUUUAAGCUAAAAACAUACACAAUCAAGGAAUACACUACAUGAGCUAUAGUUUAUCAGCUUUUCUACAUAGUUGAGUGAAACAGAGUAAAAAGCAAUGUAAUGUGCUUUAAUAUUUGAAUGGGUCUAACACAAAGUAAUGGGUUUAAUAAACUG
Molecule: messenger RNA, 1066 nt
Organism: Pocillopora verrucosa
Lineage: Eukaryota; Metazoa; Cnidaria; Anthozoa; Scleractinia; Pocilloporidae
Product: angiopoietin-related protein 7-like
Source: RefSeq, a predicted model, not a curated record